Molecule: messenger RNA, 1722 nt
Organism: Platichthys flesus (European flounder)
Lineage: Eukaryota; Metazoa; Chordata; Actinopteri; Pleuronectiformes; Pleuronectidae
Gene: asz1
Product: ankyrin repeat, SAM and basic leucine zipper domain containing 1
Exons: 13
Coding region: 78-1493 (471 amino acids)
Biological process (GO): piRNA processing
Cellular component (GO): pi-body
Molecular function (GO): protein binding
Source: RefSeq, a predicted model, not a curated record
CUCCGCCCUCCUCCCGCUGCACCUGUGGCCUCUCCCGGGGUAGCAUAGCAGCAGCUAGCUGGAGGCUAAUCACCGAGAUGGACGGUUUCAUGGAUGGCGCCUUCCCGGCCGGAGAUGAGAGCGACGCCAGCAACGACGAGUGGGACAUCGGCUACAGCUCGGCCAAGCGGUCUCCCUGUGUCAAGGAUAUGGAUGCUGCUGCACCCCAUGCUGGCGAUAAUGUGUCAGUGUUGAAAAAGGCCAUCAGUAAAGGAGACACUGAGACUUUAGAGAAACUGUUGGACAGUGGCAUGGAUGUGGAGACCAGGCUUGGCUUUGAAUGGACUCCUCUCAUGUGUGCUGUCAGUGUGGCUAAUUAUGACCUGGCCAAAGUGCUGCUGGACAGAGGCGCCAGCGUCAACUUCAGCAAAGAUCAGUGGACAGUGCUCAUGGCCAGCUGCACAGCAUCUGCCAGUGAAGACGAGAUCUCUCGCUGCAUGGAUCUUCUGCUCUCCAGAAAUGCUGAUCCCAACAUGGCAGACAGGUCACAAAUGACCUGUCUGAUGUUGGCAGCCAGGGACGGCUACAGCAAGGUCAUCAACCUGCUGGUGUCCCAUGGGGCAGUCAUCGAUGUCCAGGAUGGCAAUGGAUACACGGCUUUGUCUGUAGCAGUGCAGUAUGGCAGAGAGGAGGCAGUGCUGAAGCUCCUCCAGCUGGGAGCAGACAAAACCAUAAGGAACAAUGCUGGCAAAAGACCUGCUGACCUGGCAUUGAUCUUCAAACAUGCACAGAUAACGAGGAUCCUGUCCUCUUCAUCGCAUGUCUCAAUCGUUCAGCCCUUCAGCUCCAUGGAGGAGACCCUGUCUAAAUUCUUCAAGACCAACUCUGAACCUCCUUCUUCUAAGGAAAGUGUCACCAAGCUUGAUGAACUCGGGAUCCUCCUACACGGUCUUGAUCUCGGCUACCUCAAUGACAUCAUGACUGAAAAAGACAUCACCUGGAGCAGCCUGUUGACCAUGGAGAAGGAGGACCUAGAGAAGAUUGGUAUCACCGACCCGGUGCACCAGCAGAAGUUGCUUAGUGCUGCUCACUCGAUGGACCUGGAUAAAGUGGACCUGGACACCAUAGACCUACUGGGAGCUACAGACAGUGGGAGUGAAGAGCUGCACACCUUCCUAAUAAGUGUGCAUCGUCAGUGCUGCUACCUUACAGAGACGAUUCAGGACGUCAUCAACCGUUUUCCUCGCCAAGCCUCUCAGCUGGUUUUCUCCCUGGACUCAAAGAAGGAGGCUCAGUCCAUGUGCAGCCAGCUGGUGGUCCAGACUAAAGACCUGCAGAAGGAAGUCACCUGCCUUCAUAGUCUACUAUGCCAGAUGAACGAAGCCGGGGAUUGCUGUCAGCUUCCUCAACCUGGUUCCCACGGCAACUGGAAGAUGCAGUACCUCACCAGAGUUACCCUGAGCACACUGGGAGCCACCUUCCUCCUGCUCCUCUGCAAAGCUGCACGUGGAUAGGUUGACCUUUAGAUGUGCAGGAGUGUUCAUCAUUUUGUGUUUGAUUCAUGUGGUUUAAUUGUCAUACUAUAAUUGUUAAAGAGUUAUAUUUUAGGACAGUGUUUGACAGGACGGCUCAUUUUUACUUUCGCUGCAGUUUCCCGUUUUGCAGUUUGUCACUGAGUUUGUCUUAUUUAUUUUUAGAUUAUUUUGUAUUUUAAGCAUUUAAGUGAAAAUUAAAGGUUCUUUU